GUCUGAUCAUCUCUCUGUCUUCUUCUACUCAGGUCUGAUCAUCUCUCUGUCUUCUUCUACUCAGGUCUGAUCAUCUCUCUCCAGCUGCUGCGAGGAGAGAUGGAACAGAUAAGGAGGGAGAACCCUAUGAUCUUCAAUAGAGGCGUGGCCUUGACACGCAAGCUGGGCUUCCCCGAUGUCAUCAUGCCAGGUGAGGGCUGGGCUGCUGGAGCUUAAUUCAAUUCAAUCGAAUACAACUUUAUUAGGACAGUCUUAGGACAAUUACUAUGAGGGUUCCGGCGGUACUUCAGACACCUGCGACACACAAGCACAGAAUCAGUAUUUGUGUGGAAGUCAGGCCUGCAGAGUGUGGAUGGGCAGGUGUAAUGUACAUGGUGCUGCACACCUGUCUCUAGUUCAGGGUGAAUCAGAAUAGGACCAGGAGGUUCUUCUGACAAUGUGAUGUCUGAACCCUAUUCUGGGCCCGUCUAUCUGUCUGAAAAAAAUAAUCUCUGUCUGUCCAUCCUUGCGUCCGUCUGUCACGUGCGCUGUUGUGGUUCACAUUCCUCUAGUGGUCUUACUCAAUGGUUGAUGUCGUCUGCACUUUACCCUCAAAUCAAUAGUCCACUCAGCUUCUAAAUCCUCAUUCCAUUAUUGCAUUUCACUAUUGGUUAGUUUGUGUGUGAACAGUCCAGCUGCAGGCUAGAUGUAGAACUGAAAAGAAGGAUCCGCUUCCCAGCUCUCCUCAUUGCGUUACACUCGGGCCCUACUGCCUUCAUUCACAUGCAAAGCUAAUCAGUUCGAAUCCCCCAUGUUGAAGUGAAAUGCCAAUACAUCAAUCGGUCUGGAUAACUGAUCGGUCAGAGAGGCUGGUUCAGUAUUCAUAGAUUUAUGGAUGUUUAAUUUCUCCACGGGAUCGAUGGUUGGUAAGUAGCAGCAGACCUGGGUUCAAAUGGUAUUGGAAAUCAUUUCACUUCAUCUGUGAUUGAUAAAGCUUGCCUGGAUUAAUAGACCAAUAGGAAAUUACAAACCCUGUACAUCUGGCACUCCAGGCAGGCUAAAGCAAACGCUCAAAGUAUUAGAAUGAUUUCAAAUAGUAUUUGGACCCAGGUUCUGAGUAGCAGUAGGGUUCGGCUGACUCAAUCCAAUCUGGGGAUGAAAUAAUGUCUUGCCCUCUGAUUACAUGGAGGGAAACAAAAUAGUGGCAUUCUUUUAUGUGGCUGGCAGUUCAUGAGAGCACUUUAUCUGGCUACAUACUACAAGCCUAGCUAUAGUUGAAUUUAGCUUGGCCCAAUUUAAUUGGUAAGAGUAGUCUCUUUCAACAGCCGUCAUUCUGUGUUUUGCCAUUUGUCAUGUGUUACUGUGUCUCUUUCUGUGUAACCUGGUGUCCAUCUGGCCCCUCCUCCAUGGUGUCCAUCUGGCCCCUCCCCCAUGGUGUCCAUCUGGCCCCUCCCCCCUGGUGUCCAUCUGGCCCCUCCUCCCUGGUGUCCAUCUGGCCCCUCCCCCCUGGUGUCCAUCUGGCCACUCCUCCAUGGUGUCCAUCUGGCCCCUCCUCCAUGGUGUCCAUCUGACCCUCCUCCAUGCCCUCCCCUGCACCAUAGAGAUGGAGGUAAAUUGGUGUAAGUGCCGCCCCUCUGUGACCCAGCCUGACUCUUCCUCUGCAUUGCUCUGUCUGGCUGAUUCCUUGGUUAGCGAUUCAGUGAACCACACUGAGACCUUUAUAACUAAUGCCUAGACCUAAAGAACUAAUGCCUAGGCUUCAGCUGAGCUGGUUAACACUGUCUUGUAGCGUGAAGAACACCAUAGUUUGAAACCCAGUCGUCAUUCUUACGCUGUAAGUCACCCCUACAUGGCCUAUCUACCCUCUAGUACUCACAAGUCAUGCCGGUGCUUCAGUAGUACCUGACCGACUCCGUCCUGCUCCUGGAAAAUAACCAGAAAUAAUCCAUGUUUGUGCGCGUGUGAGCCAACAUGUUUGUGCACGCGUGUGAGCGAACAUGUUUGUGCACGCGUGUGAGCCAACAUGUUUGUGCGCGUGUGAGCCAACAUGUUUGUGUGUGUGUGUGAGUCAUGGGAACGUAAAGCUUUAUUAAUGGGUUCCAAUCUACUAAGACCAAGACACCAUCGAUCCACAAUGGGAUUGCAGCCAUAUGUCAUCCGGUGCUGAGAUGCAGACUGUGGAUGGUGCGUCCCAAAUGGAACCCUAUUCCCUUUAUAGUGCACUACUUUAGACCUGGGACCAUAGGGUUCUAGGGACCAUAGGGUUCUAGGGACCAUAGGGUUCUAGGGACCAUAGGGCUCUAGGGACCAUAGGGUUCUAGGGACCAUAGGGUUCUAGGGACCAUAGGGUUCUAGGGACCAUAGGGCUCUAGGGACCAUAGGGCUCUAGGGACCAUAGGGUUCUAGGGACCAUAGGGGUUCUAGGGACCAUAGGGUUCUAGGGACCAUAGGGCUCUAGGGACCAUAGGGCUCUAGGGACCAUAGGGUUCUAGGGACCAUAGGGUUAUAGGGACCAUAGGGUUAUAGGGACCAUAGGGUUCUAGGGACCAUAGGGCUCUAGGGACCAUAUGGUUCUAGGGACCAUAGGGUUCUAGGGACCAUAGGGUUCUAGGGACCAUAGGGGUUCUAGGGACCAUAGGGUUCUAGGGACCAUAGGGGUUCUAGGGACCAUAGGGUUCUAGGGACCAUAUAGUUCUAGGGACCAUAGGGGUUCUAGGGACCAUAGGGGUUCUAGGGACCAUAGGGUUCUAGGGACCAUAGGGUUCUAGGGACCAUAGGGUUCUAGGGACCAUAGGGUUCUAGGGACCAUAGGGGUUCUAGGGACCAUAGGGUUCUAGGGACCAUAGGGUUCUAGGGACCAUAGGGGUUCUAGGGACCAUAGGGUUCUAGGGACCAUAGGGCUCUGGUCAACAUUUGUGCACUAAAUAGGGAACAGUGUUCCAUUUGGGACGCACCCACAGACGGAGCCUCCCGCCUAGCUUCUCCGGCAUUUAUAUAAACACAUAACUGCGAACAGACUAUGUUACAAUGUCCGUACUAUCUUAACACUUAGAAUGCAUGUCCAAUGCAUUGCUUCAUCCUAAGUGAUAUGCUAGUGUUGAUAUUGGAACAGAGACACGGUCUAACUUGCCAUGCUAUAUUCAUAUUCAUAUUACCAUCAUCAUUCCUAUACAAUCUUUCCUCAUAAAGGGUAAUCUCCUCUGUGCCACGGAUGUUUAUAUGCUUAUGGGUAUACAGUGUAUCUCUGUUUCCAUUUGCAAUCACAUGAGGACUGUGGAUGAGUGAGUGGAGGCUUUUCACAUUCUUUAAAUGGGCAAGGUGGUAUUUGGAGAAGAUUAGAUGGGUUUUAAGGGUGUGCGGGGAGAGAGAGAGGUAAGAGAGAGGGGGAGAAACAGAGAGAGACUGAGUAAGUGAGUUAGAGAGAGAGAGGGGCAGGGGAGAACUAGAGAAAGAGAGAUUGUGAGAGAGAGAGAGAGAGAGAGAGAGAGAGAGAGAGAGAGAGAGAGAGAGAGAGAACAGAGAGAGAGAGAGAGAACAUCACUGUAUAUAUACAUAAUAUGAGAUUUGAAAUGUCUUUAUUCUUUUGGAACUUCUGAGUGUAAUGUUUACUGUUAAUAUUUAUUGUUUAUUUCACUUUUGUUAACUAUCUACUACACUUGCUUUGGCAAUGUUAACAUACGUUUCCCAUGCCAAUAAAGAAAUUGAGAAACCUAGAGAGAGAACACCACGAGAGAACCCCACAGAGAGAGCACACAGGGAGAGCACACAGAGAGAGAGAACAGAGAGAGAACAGAGAGAGAGAACAGAGAGUGAGAGAACAGAGAGUGAGUGAGAGAACCGAGAGUGAGAGAGAGACAGAGAGUGAGAGAGAGAGACAGAGAGAGAGAGAGAGAAAGAGAGAGAUCAGUGAAGGGAGAUUUAAACAGGCUAUAGUGUUCAGUAGUCCAUUUCAGAUCCACGCUAAACACUACACUGCCCUGUUGGAUAAACCCUAAACCCUCAUACUGCCUGUGUCUGCCUGUGUUGUCCAGGUAACAGUUUAGUCUUUGGGAAACUGUCACUGGAGCAGACAAAUGGAUAGAGGUUGUCUCAGCCCGUCACAUUCAUAUAGCACAAUGUAUCGCAAUGUGGCUUCUGAAAAUAGCAAAGCGAGCAUUUUCCCCAAAACUUUCAUAUCUUAUGGUCUAUCUGCCUAUUCUCCUGUGUUUACGAAACAGCCAUAUGGAUGCUCAAUAUCUGAUGUAAGGAUAUCUGUUAUCCUUAUCUGUUGUAUUCAUUAAUAUUGAGGUAUGACAUAAUGUGAGACGGUUAGCAAGUGCCAAUGAGACACAUCUUCCCUGUGACGUUUGGCUUUACCUCGUCUCGUAUUGGUUGAAGUCAAACUCCUGUAUGCACACUCACUACCAAGGUAACUUCCUCUUCUUCUUCUUCUUCUUCUUCUUCUUCUUCUUCUUCUUCUUCUUCUUCUUUCUUCUUCUUCUUCUUUCUGCUGUCUUAAAGGCUUUAUAACCCUAUGCUUUCCUCUUCCUGCGUUUCUGUUGUUUCUGACUGAGCUUGCUAGUUACACUAGUGAUGUUAUUAUAGAAGGCCGUUUGAGGUUUCAAUCCUAAGCAACCUGCCUACUACACGUUGUCUGAAGUACAAUUAGACCAACAUAGCUACUGUAGUAGGUCAAAGCGGUGUGCUGGAAAACCUUGGUGGAGCAUGGGUGGAGGAGGCAUUGUGGUGUACCUUGGUGGAGCAUGGGUGGAGUAGGCAUUGUGGCGCUCAUGUGACUUACCUUUCUUUUUCAGCUUCAGACCAAUGCCUAUUCUCACUUAAAAUGUGUUUAAUAUCUUAGGAGAUGUAGCUAACUGUAGUAAUAUUAAUGUAGUUAAACUGUAGUAAUAUUAUGUAAUAAUGUAGUUAAACUGUAGUAAUAUUAAUGUAAUAAUGUAGUUCAACUGUAGUAAUAUUAAUGUAAUAAUGUAGUUCAACUGUAGAAAUAUUAUGUAAUAAUGUAGUUAAACUGUAAUAAUAUUAAUGUAAUAAUGUAGUUAAACUGUAGUAAUAUUAAUGUAAUAAUGUAGUUCAACUGUAGUAAUAUUAUGUGAUAAUGUAGUUAAACUGUAGUAAUAUUAUGUAAUAAUGUAGUUCAACUGUAGUAAUUUUAAUGUAAUAAUGAAGUUAAACUGUAGUAAUAUUAAUGUAAUAAUGUAGUUCAACUGUAGUAAUAUUAUGUAAUAAUGUAGUUAAACUGUAGUAAUAUUAAUGUAAUAAUGUAGUUCAACUGUAGUAAUAUUAAUGUAAUAAUGUAGUUCAACUGCAGUAAUAUUAUGUAAUAAUGUAGUUAAACUGUAGUAAUAUUAUGUAAAAAUGUAGUUAAACUGUAGUAAUAUUAAUGUAAUAAUGUAGUUAAACUGUAGUAAUAUUAAUGUAAUAAUGUAGUUCAACUGUAGUAAUAUUAAUGUAACAAUGUAGUUCAACUGUAGAAAUAUUAUGUAAUAAUGUAGUUAAACUGUAAUAAUAUUAAUGUAAUAAUGUAGUUCAACUGUAGUAAUAUUAUGUGAUAAUGUAGUUAAACUGUAGUAAUAUAAAUGUAAUAAUGAAGUUCAACUGUAGUAAUAUUAUGUAAUAAUGUAGUUCAACUGUAGUAAUAUUAUGUAAUAAUGUAGUUCAACUGUAGUAAUAUUAAUGUAAUAAUGUAGUUCAACUGUAGUAAUAUUAAUGUAAUAAUGUAGUUCAACUGUAGUAAUAUUAAUGUAAUAAUGUAGUUAAGCUGUAGUAAUAUUAUGUAAUAAUGUAGUUCAACUGUAGUAAUAUUAUGUGAGAAUGUAGUUCAACUGUAGUAAUAUUAAUGUGAUAAUGUAGUUCAACUGUAGUAAUAUUAUGUAAUAAUGUAGUUCAACUGUAGUAAUAUUAUGUAAUAAUGUAGUUCAACUGUAGUAAUAUUUAUGUAAUAAUGUAGUUAAACUGUAGUAAUAUUAUCUAAUAAUGUAGUUAAACUGUAGUAAUAUUAUCUAAUAAUGUAGUUCAACUGUAGUAAUAUUAUGUAAUAAUGUAGUUCAACUGUAGUAAUAUUAUGUAAUAAUGUAGUUAAACUGUAGUAAUAUUAUGUAAUAAUGUAGUUAAACUGUAAUAAUAUUUAUGUAAUAAUGUAGUUAAACUGUAGUAAUAUUAUGUAAUGAUGUAGUUCAACUGUAGUAAUAUUAUGUAAUAAUGUAGUUCGACUGUCGUAAUAUGAAUGUAAUAAUGUAGUUCAACUGUAGUAAUGUGGCUUCCUCAUCUUUAAUACAUCACUAAAACAUCUAAAAGUGGUUUUCUGUGAUUGCUACUUGAGAAGCACACAUGUAAAACACCUCUUACUGUAGAAUCUGUCUGUGAUACAGCUCACCAAUCAAGACACACCGUUUCUCUUACAGACAACGGUUGCUCAUUGUUCCCAGCUUUUUCAAUAUUCAUGGUUAGUGCCGUUCACAACAGCAGCAAAUUCACUGAGCUCUAAGGAAGGAAAGCUUCUCUUAACAAAGCCAUAUCCAUGCAGAAUAUUCAUUGAUGUAGUAUUUAAUAACAGAACGGAGAGAUAGAGAGAUAGAGAUAUUCUACUCUUGGUAAUAUCUCCUUAGAAGUUAAUGUACAAUAUCCACACACAUCAUAGUCCCACAGUCGAUGCCUUGGUUUAAACUCACCCAUAGACAAUGAUGGAUUGAGCUUUUAACAUUCAUCUAAAACGUUUGUUUGGUCAAAAAUGUAUUUAAAAGCAGGACAAAAAAGAGAAAUGAGAACACUGGUUAUUACUGCGGAGUAGGAAGGAGCAGCACAGUGUGUGUGUGUGUGUGUGUGUGUGUGUGUGUGUGUGUGUGUGUGUGUGUGUGUUCGUGUGUGUGUGUGUGUGUGUGUGUGUGUGUGUUCGUGUGUGUGUGUGUGUGUGUGUGUGUGUGUGUGUGUGUGUGUGUGUGUGUGUGUGUGUGUGUGUGUGUGUGCGCGCGCGCGCGUAUUCAUGCAUACGUUUGUAUGUGUGUGGGCAAAUAGGUCAACAGUUUCUAAAAGAUCGAUGAUGCGUUUAGGCAUCUAGCAGCACAUCCAGGGUGUGGUGGAGAUAAGGCAAUUAGCUGAGUGUUUACACAGGGAAAAGGUCAUGUUUUGGGGGGAGGUGAACGAGAGGGAUGGGACUCUGGAGGUGGAAGAUCUGGGUGUAAACUCUACUCUCACAGCCUCUCUCUACCAGCCGGAAUAACUGUUAUCUCAUAGACAGAGAAGGGGGAUUUCUUUCAACAACAAAUAAAAUCCAUAGCAUCACCUCUUACCGGGCCUAUCCACCAGAUACCACUUUGACCAACCGAUCUACCGAAAGUGAAUUAAUUUCAGUCAUUUUUAAUGGUAGGCACGGUGACAACCGAAUGCGACCAAAGUUGAGCAACUUCAUGUAAAUUGGGUGUGUCUGUCUGUAUCCCAGGUGACAUCCGUAACGACCUGUACCUCACCCUGGAGAGAGGAGACUUUGAGAGGGGGGGCAAGAGUGUCCAGAAGAACAUCGAGGUCACCGUCUACGUGCUUUACGCAGAUGGAGAGAUACUCAAAGUAGGUUGUUUUUUCCUGACGACCGUAAAAUGUCAGGCGACCUUACAAAUAUGUUUUAUACACUAAACAAAAUAAUAUAAACGCAACAUGUAAAGUGUUGGUCCCAUGUUUCAUGAGCUGAAAUAAAGUAUCCCAGACAUUUUCCAUAAGCACAAAAAGCUUAUUUCUCUAAAAUGUUGUGCACAGCUUUUUACAUCCCUGUUAGUGAGCAUUUCUCCUUUGCCAAGAUAAUCCAUCCACCUGACAGGUGUGGCAUAUCAAGAAGCUGAUUAAACAGCAUUAUCUUUACACAGGUGCACCUUGUGCUGGGGACAAUAAAAGGCCACUCUAAAACACAAUGCCACAGAUGUCUCAAGUUUUGAGGGAGCGUGCAAUUGGCAUGCUGACUGCAGGAAUGUCCACCAGAGCUGUUGCCAGGGAAUUUACUGUUCAUUUCUCUACCACAACGUCGUUUUAGAGAAUUUGGCAGUACGUCCAACCGGCCUCACAACCUCAGACCAUGUGUAACCAUGCCAGCCCAGGUCCUCAACAUCCGGCUUCUUCACCUGCAGGAUCGUCUGAGACCAGCCACCCGGACAGCUGAUGAAACUGUGGGUUUGCAAAACCGAAGAAUUUCUGCACAAACUGUCAGAAACCAUCUCAGGGAAGCUCACCUGCAUGACCAUCGUCCUCACCAGGGUCUUGACCUGACUGCAAUUUGGCAUCGUAACCGACUUCAGUGGGCAAAUGCUCACCUUUGAUGGCCACUGACACGCUGGAGAAGUGUGCUCUUCAUGGAUGAAUCCCGGUUUCAACUGUACCAGGCAGAUGACAGUGUGUAUGCUGUCGUGUGGGCGAGCGGUUUGCUGAUGUCAACGUUGUGAACAUAGUGCCCCAUGGUGGCGGAGGGGUUAUGGUAUGGGCAGGCAUAAGCUACGGACAACAAACACAAUUGCAUUUUAUCGAUGGCAAUUUGAAUGCACAGAGAUACUGUGCAUUGUAGUGCCAUUCUUCCACUGCCAUCACCUCAUGUUUCAGCAUGAUAUUGCAUAGCCCCAUGUCACAAGGAUCUCUACACAAUUCCUGGAAGCUAAAAAUGUCCCAGUUCUUCCAUGGCCUGCAUACCAGACAUGUCACCCAUUGAGCAUGUUUGGGAUGCUCUGGAUCGACAUGUACAACAGCGUGUUCCAGUUUCCGCCAAUAUCCAGCAACUUCGCACAGCCAUUGAAGAGGAGUGGGACAACAUUCCACAGGCCACAAUCAACAACCUGAUCAACUCUACGUGAAGGAGAUGUGUCGCACUGCAUGAAGCAAAUGGUGGUCACACCAGAUACUGACUGGUUUUCUGAUCCAUGCCCGUACCUUUUAUUUUAAGGUAUCUGUGACCAACAGAUGCAUAUCUGUAUUCCCAGUCAUGUGAAAUCCAUAGAUUAGGGCCUAAUGAAUUUAUUUCAAUUGACUGAUUUCCUUAUAUGAACUGUAAUUCACUAAAAUCUUUGAAAUUGGGGCAUGUUGCGUUUAUAUUUUUGUUCAGUUUAGUUACUUUGCUAAGCUACCAAGAUUUUUUUUACAAUCCAACGUUUUAGUAACAUCUGUCAUGAAGUAUUUGUUUUACUAUAUAUAUAUAUAUGAAACAAUCUAUAUAAUUGUAUGCUGUCCGUGUGUGUCUGUGUCUGUGCAUGCGUGUGUGUCUGUAUCAAUGUGUACUUACCUGUUCUCCUCAGGACUGCAUCAGCCUGGGGAAUGGUGAAGCCCACAUCAGUGAACACCGCUCCUUUGUCCUCUACCACAACAACAGUCCUCGCUGGAGCGAGCUGGUUAAAUUACCCAUCCCCAUAGACCGCUUCAGAGGGUCACACCUACGCUUCGAGUUCAGACACUGCUCCAGUGAGUACCGGCCUGGUCUCUAGAUUCGGACACUGC
Messenger RNA from Coregonus sp. 'balchen', 9441 nucleotides. The record is from the annotation of a GenBank genome assembly. Lineage: Eukaryota; Metazoa; Chordata; Actinopteri; Salmoniformes; Salmonidae.